Molecule: messenger RNA, 1395 nt
Organism: Thlaspi arvense
Lineage: Eukaryota; Viridiplantae; Streptophyta; Magnoliopsida; Brassicales; Brassicaceae
Source: the annotation of a GenBank genome assembly
GCUGUCCAAUCGGAUAAGAAGAAAUUUGUAGGGAGAAGAAAGUUGAAGCAAAAAUUUAAAGAAAAAACAAAUUAACAGAAAUGGAAAAGGUUAUCUCUGUCGAAGAAAUCUCCGGUAGCCAUCUUUGGCCGGCGGUUUCGAAAGAGGCCGAUGGAACGCCGGCGAUGAAUCGUAGUGCCUCCGAAUGGGCAUUUCAUCGUUUCAUACAGGAGUCCUCCGCUGCCGCAGACGACGCCAGUGCCGGAGAAGCUGCGACGGCGUGUGGCGAUUCCGUCUCUGGACCUCGUUCUCCGAAUGUUCCGGUGGAUUCCGAGAAGUACAGAGAGUUUCUGAAGAAUAAACUCAAUCUAGCUUGUGCUGCUGUCGCCAUGAAAAGGGGAGCUUUCAUCAAACCUCAGGAUACCUCUGGUAGAUCUGAGAAUGGUGGAGCACAUACAUCCAGUGCAUCAGAACAAGGCUCUCUAGCUUCUUCCAAAGCUACACCAAUGAUGAGCAGUGCUAUAUCAAGUGGAUCUGAGCUCUCUGGUGAUGAAGAAGAAGCUGAUGGUGAAACAAAUAUGAACCCUACCACUGUUAAGCGUGUGAGAAGGAUGCUUUCUAACAGGGAAUCAGCUAGACGGUCCAGAAGAAGAAAGCAAGCACACCUUAGUGAGCUAGAGACACAAGUCUCACAGCUGCGUACGGAGAAUUCGAAGCUCUUGAAGGGUCUCACUGAUGUAACUCAGACGUUCAAUGACGCAGCUGUAGAAAACAGAGUUUUGAAAGCCAAUAUCGAGACGUUACGAGCAAAGGUGAAAAUGGCUGAGGAGACAGUGAAGAGAAUCACAGGCUUCAACCCAAUGUUCCAUACAAUGCCUCAGGUUUCAACUGUCUCUCUUCCUUCGGAGACAUCAAAUUCUAUAGACACAAGCAUCCACUUAGCCACACCGGAGAUAAGCUCAGGCAACAAAAGCAAGGCCUCGAUCGGGUGCAAAAUGAACCGAACAGAUUCGAUGCGUAGAGUUGCGAGUUUGGAACAUCUUCAGAAACGUAUUCGCAGCGUUGGGGAUCAGUAGCUGUGAAGCAGAAACUUGAUCUGUAACAUUAUCAAUAGAGAGGGAGAGAUUGAGACAUAAAGUUAUAUGUUCUGUAAAGAAUUAAUUGUCUGUUAUAAUUUUUUUAACCCUUUUGAAGUGCUUAGUUAUCUCUGAUUCUGUCUUCUUCCUUUUUUUUCAAAUUGUCUCCAAUAGCUGCAGUUGGUUGUAGUUGUAAAUACUAAAAAUGUUAGCAAAAAGUUAUCAAAUUCGAGCUUCAUCCAUUUUAUUUAGUGAAGCAUGAGCUAGUGCAAACAUUACUGUAAUAUCUUUUUUUGUAAUGUAAAGUUUAAUCCUGCAUCAAAGAAAAACCUUUUACAAA